Molecule: messenger RNA, 402 nt
Organism: Magnolia sinica
Lineage: Eukaryota; Viridiplantae; Streptophyta; Magnoliopsida; Magnoliales; Magnoliaceae
Exons: 1
Coding region: 1-402 (133 amino acids)
Molecular function (GO): nucleic acid binding; RNA-DNA hybrid ribonuclease activity
Source: RefSeq, a predicted model, not a curated record
AUGGUAGUGAAGUGGAGAAAACUGACCAAAGGGUGGGUCAAGAUCAACGUCAGCGGGUCAGCAAUGGGAAACCCAAGCAAAUCUAGAGGCGAGGGCAUAUGCAGAAGUGACAAAGGAGAGUUUCUUUUCGCAUUCUUGGAAGGUUAUGGAGUUGGUUCCAAUGUCAAUGCGGAACUCCGGGCUUUUCAUGAUGGCCUGUCUCUUUGCCUAAGAAGGGGACUGUCUAGAGUGAUUGUAGAAUCGGACUCGCUGCCGGUGGUAAGUGUUCUCAAAGGUGAUUCCAUUCCUGGCUGGAAAUGGGGGUAUUGGAACUCCAGGAUUGAAAGACUUAAGAUAUGCGGGCAGUGUGAAUUUGUUCACAUUUUCAAGGAAGGUAACGCGCUGGCAAAUGCCUCCGCCUAA